UUUUAAUCACAAAUCUUUUUUUAAUGACUCAUCAAAUGCCAAAAUUGUAUACAUAAGAUGGAACUGGUAGAGAUUCCUACAUAUUUUUCAAUAAUGGUGGAUUUUAUCCUGCGCAAUAAAGAUUUUUAGUAAACAGAAUGGCAGAGUCAUGUAUGUAGUAAAUUAAUUUUGAGGGGCAUAUGGAUCUCCAAAUAAUGGACGAUUAGGAGGUUCAAUAGAGAAGAGAUAAUUUUAUUUUUCUGAUGGUACAGGGAGAGAUACAUAUAUAGCAAAAACAGUUUAAAAUAAAGCUUAAUUGUCACCAGAUUUUUAGGAAACCUUAAGAAAAUACAAAUCAUAAUAAUUACCUAUUAAAUAUCCAUAUAAAUUACCACCAAUUAAGUAGGUGAUAUAAUAGGAGAAAUCAAUAAAACAAUUAGAAUUUACAAAGCGUUUAGCAGCUCCAAAAAAGCGAUUAGAAGAUAAUGAUUGAUUUAUAUGAUAAAAUAUAUAUAUAAAAGGUGGAC
Paramecium sonneborni is the source of this 506-nucleotide messenger RNA. The record is from the annotation of a GenBank genome assembly. NCBI's taxonomy places the organism in Eukaryota, Ciliophora, Oligohymenophorea, Peniculida, Parameciidae.